This is a messenger RNA of Populus trichocarpa (black cottonwood), 724 nucleotides long. Its product is annotated as protein Asterix. The record is from RefSeq and is a predicted model, not a curated record. Gene Ontology annotation, molecular function: protein folding chaperone. Gene Ontology annotation, biological process: protein insertion into ER membrane. The transcript is spliced from 3 exons. NCBI's taxonomy places the organism in Eukaryota, Viridiplantae, Streptophyta, Magnoliopsida, Malpighiales, Salicaceae. Bases 64 to 387 code for a protein of 107 amino acids. Gene Ontology annotation, cellular component: endoplasmic reticulum membrane.
CAUACUAGAAAGUUGUUUCUAAUUUCUCUGGAUCGAGAGAGAGAGAGAGAGAGAGAGAGAGAGAUGUCGUCACACAACUACAACCCAGCGUCAGCGAACGAUCCACGGCAGCCGUCAGCGUCGAAAUCGUUCCUGGCACCGAUGGUUUCACCACAGGAUGUACCCGUUGAUUACUCAGGUUUCGUUGCGGUUAUCCUUGGCGUGGCUGGCGUCAUGUUCAGGUACAAGCUUUGCUCGUGGCUUGCUCUCAUAUUCUGUGCCCAAUCACUUUCAAACAUGAGGAAUAUGGAAAAUGAUCUUAAGCAGAUUUCCAUGGCAUCCAUGUUUGCAAUCAUGGGAUUGGUUACAAAUUACUUGGGCCCUGCUCGACCUGCCUCCCAAAGUUGAGAGCGAUUCCAUCAAUAAGAGAUCAAAAGAGUAAAUGGUGACGGCAGAAUGGUCGUCUUUUACUGGGAAAUUAUGAUAAUCGCUGGCAGUCAAAUUUGACGAAUGGAUUGGAUAAGACGUCAAGUGCAUGUUCGGCAAAUUUGGUGUGAAGAACGUUGUUGAAUUUCUUUCUUUUUCCUGGAUUUGCAAUUUCGCUAUCAUGAGCUACCUACCUAGUAUUUGGAUUUGUUUGAGAAGCUUUGGAGUUGUUCAUAGAGUAACACUUUAAUUUUUUUAAAAAACUCUGAUCUUUUAGUAAGAUUAGUCAGAAAAAGUAAAAUUGAAAUUUAUUGUCCAA